CAACUCUGCCCCAAGCCCUAGCUUGGCCAGAAGGUAGCAGACAGACAGACGGAUCUAACCCCUCUUGCAUCCUCCAGCCAUGAGGCUCCUCUGGGGGCUGAUCUGGGCAUCCAGCUUCUUCACCUUGUCUCUGCAGAAGCCCAGGUUGCUCUUAUUCUCUCCUUCUGUGGUUCAUCUGGGGGUCCCCCUGUCGGUGGGGGUGCAGCUCCAGGAUGUGCCCCGAGGACAGGUAGUGAAAGGAUCAGUGUUCCUGCGAAACCCAUCUCAUAAUAAUGUCCCCUGCUCCCCAAAGGUGGACUUCACCCUUAGCUCAGACAGAGACUUCGCACUCCUCAGUCUCCAGGUGCCCUUGAAAGAUGUGAAGAGCUGUGGCCUCCAUCAACUCCUCAGACGCCCUGAGGUCCAGCUGGUGGCCCAGUCGCCAUGGCUAAAGGACUCUCUGUCCAGAAAGAUGAACAUCCAGGGUGUCAACCUGCUCUUCUCCUCUCGCCGGGGGCACCUCUUUUUGCAGACGGACCAGCCCAUUUACAACCCUGGCCAGCGGGUUCGGUACCGGGUCUUUGCUCUGGAUCAAAAGAUGCGCCCGAGCACUGACGCCAUCACAGUCACGGUGGAGAACUCUCAUGGCCUCCGCGUGCGGAAGAAGGACGUGUACCUGCCCUCGUCCAUCUUCCAGGAUGACUUUGUGAUCCCAGACAUCUCAGAGCCAGGGACCUGGAAGAUCUCAGCCCGAUUCUCAGAUGGCCUGGAAUCCAACCGCAGCACCCAGUUUGAGGUGAAGAAAUACGUCCUUCCCAACUUUGAGGUGAAGAUCACCCCUGGAAAGCCCUACAUCCUGACGGUGCCAGGCCAUCUUGAUGAAAUCCAGUUAGACAUCCAGGCCAGGUACAUCUAUGGGAAGCCAGUGCAGGGGGUGGCGUAUGUGCGCUUUGGGCUCCUAGAUGAGGAUGGUAAGAAGACUUUCCUUCGGGGGCUGGAGAGUCAGACCAAGCUGGUGAAUGGACAGAGCCACAUUUCCCUCUCAAAGGCAGAGUUCCAGGAUGCCCUGGGGAAGCUGAAUAUGGGCAUGACUGACCUCCUGGGGCUACGCCUCUACGUUGCUGCAGCCAUCAUUGAGUCUCCAGGUGGGGAGAUGGAGGAGGCAGAGCUCACAUCCUGGUCUUUUGUGUCAUCUCCCUUCUCCUUGGAUCUUAGCAAGACCAAGCGACACCUUGUGCCUGGGGCCCCCUUCCUGCUGCAGGCCUUGGUCCGUGAGAUGUCAGGCUCCCCAGCUUCUGGCAUUCCUGUCAAAGUUUCUGCCACGGUGUCUUCUCCUGGGUCUGUUCCUGAAGUCCAGAACAUUCAACAGAACACAGAUGGGAGCGGCCAAGUCAGCAUUCCAAUCAUUAUCCCUCAGACCAUCUCAGAGCUGCAGCUCUCGGUAUCUGCAGGCUCCCCCUAUCCAGCCAUAGCCAGGCUCACUGUGGCAGCCCCACCUUCAGGAGGCCCCGGGUUUCUGUCUAUUGAGCGGCCGGAUUCUCGACCUCCUCGUGUUGGGGACACUCUGAACCUGAACUUGCGAGCCGUGGGCAGUGGGGCCACCUUUUCUCAUUACUACUACAUGAUCCUAUCCCGAGGGCAGAUCGUGUUCAUGAAUCGAGAGCCCAAGAGGACCGUGACCUCGGUCUCCGUGUUUGUGGACCAUCACCUGGCACCCUCCUUCUACUUUGUGGCCUUCUACUACCAUGGAGACCGCCCAGUGGCCAACUCCCUGCGAGUGGAUGUCCAGGCUGGGGCCUGCGAGGGCAAGCUGGAACUCAGCGUGGACGGUGCCAAGGAAUACCGGAACGGGGAGUCCGUGAAGCUCCACUUAGAAACUGACUCCCCAGCCCUGGUGGCGCUGGGAGCCUUGGACACAGCUCUGUAUGCUGCAGGCAGCAAGUCCCACAAGCCCCUCAACAUGGGCAAGGUCUUUGAAGUUAUGAACAGCUAUGAUCUCGGCUGUGGUCCUGGGGGUGGGGACAGUGCCCUUCAGGUGUUCCAGGCAGCGGGCCUGGCCUUUUCUGAUGGAGAACAAUGGACCUUCUCCAGAAAGAGUGAGAACAGAGAAGGAAGGGGAGUGGGUGGCAGGAAGAUAAGGAAGGAGGAAGGGCCUGAGGGGGCCAGGUACCUCUCAGCAAUUGGCAGCAGGGACAGGACAGGGCUCCAGGCCAAGUCCGGCUGCUGCACGUCGGGCUUGGACCUUCUGCUACACGGAAUGCCUCAUGGGCAGACGGUGUCACCCCAUCCUGGCAGCAGCGCUUGGCUGUUGGGCGAAAGCAUACUGACCCACCUGAAGGGGCCAGGCCACUGCUCCCAUCCCUAUCUCCAAGGCUACAUGCGGAUCCAGCAGUUUCGGAAGGCGGAUGGUUCCUAUGCGGCUUGGUUGUCACGGGACAGCAGCACCUGGCUCACAGCCUUUGUGCUGAAGGUCCUGAGUUUGGCCCAGGAGCAGGUAGGAGGCUCGCCUGAGAAACUGCAGGAGACGUCUAAGUGGCUUCUGUCCCAGCAACAGGCUGAUGGCUCGUUCCAGGACCCCUGUCCAGUGUUAGACAGGAACAUGCAGGGGGGGUUGGUGGGCAGUGAUGAGACUGUGGCACUCACAGCCUUUGUGACCAUCGCUCUUCAUCAUGGGCUGGCCGUCUUCCAGGACGAGGGUGCAGAGGAAUUGAAGCAGAGAGUGGAAGCCUCCAUCUCAAAGGCAAACUCAUUUUUGGGGGAGAAAGCGAGUGCUGGGCUCCUGGGUGCCCACGCAGCUGCCAUCACGGCCUAUGCCCUGACACUGACCAAGGCCCCCGGGGACCUGCAGGGUGUUGCCCACAACAACCUCAUGGCAAUGGCCCAGGAGACUGGAGAUAACCUGUAUUGGGGCUCAGUCACUAGUUCUCAGAGCAAUGCCGUGUCGCCUACGCCGGCUCCUCGCAACCCAGCCGACCCCAUGCCCCAGGCCCCAGCCCUGUGGAUUGAAACCACAGCCUACGCCCUGCUGCACCUCCUGCUUCACGAGGGCAAAGCGGAGAUGGCAGACCAGACUGCAGCCUGGCUCACCCGUCAGGGCAGCUUCCAAGGGGGAUUCCGCAGUACCCAAGACACGGUGAUUGCCCUGGAUGCCCUGUCUGCCUACUGGAUUGCCUCCCACACCACCGAGGAGAGGGGACUCAAUGUGACUCUCAGCUCCACAGGCCGCAGUGGGUUCAGGUCCCACGCGCUACAGCUGAACAACCGCCAGAUUCGCGGCCUGGAGGAGGAGCUGCAGUUUUCCUUGGGCAGCAAGAUCAAUGUGAAGGUGGGAGGAAACAGCAAAGGAACCCUGAAGGUCCUUCGUAUCUACAAUGUCCUGGACAUGAAGAACACGACCUGCCAGGACCUGCAGAUAGAAGUGACAGUCAAAGGCCACGUCGAGUACACGAGUGAGGAACACAGGAGGAGAGGCACCUAUGCACAGCUCUCCCGAACUCCAGGUGCCCCGCAGUGCUCACCCGGUGUUGUAGUAGUCGUACAGGCUGCGCUGGCGGCUGCACCAGCCCACGGGAACUUCCUGCCACAGCCUCAAAGCCCACCACUCCGGGAGGUGGACCUGGGCCAGUCUGCCCUUACUCUGCUGGUUCACGUGUCAACUUCUCCUUCUCGGAUUGACAUCAAGUCCCAAAGCAGCUCGAAGGGAGUUUCUAAGUUUCGUCAUCUGAUCCCCUCAGUCUCUUGUGCUCCCCAUGCCUCGCCACCUAGGCCUUGCCCUUCAGAAGCCAGAUGCCUGUGCUCUCUGUUCCCAACUCCCGUCCUCCCGAGCCCUGCUGAAUGCCCCUUUGCCCCCUGCAGCCCCCAGUACUUGCUGGACUCGAAUAGCUGGAUCGAGGAGAUGCCUUCUGAACGCCUGUGCCGGAGCACCCGCCAGCGGGCAGCCUGCGCACAGCUCAAUGACUUCCUCCAGGAGUAUGGCACUCAGGGGUGCCAGGUGUGAGGGCUGCCCUCCCGCCUCCCCCAGGAGGAACCUGAGCCUGGGAACCGUGAAGCUGGAAGCACUGCUGUCUCCACUUUGCUGAACACAGCCUGGGACCAGGGCAUAUUAAAGGUUUUUGGCAGCAAA
This is a messenger RNA of Cercocebus atys (sooty mangabey), 4102 nucleotides long. RefSeq names its product complement component 4A (Rodgers blood group) (gene C4A). Gene Ontology annotation, molecular function: endopeptidase inhibitor activity. The transcript has 27 exons. Gene Ontology annotation, biological process: complement activation. Bases 80 to 3976 code for a protein of 1298 amino acids. The record is from RefSeq and is a predicted model, not a curated record. NCBI's taxonomy places the organism in Eukaryota, Metazoa, Chordata, Mammalia, Primates, Cercopithecidae.